Molecule: messenger RNA, 1468 nt
Organism: Hevea brasiliensis (rubber tree)
Lineage: Eukaryota; Viridiplantae; Streptophyta; Magnoliopsida; Malpighiales; Euphorbiaceae
Product: auxin-responsive protein IAA27
Exons: 5
Coding region: 236-1189 (317 amino acids)
Biological process (GO): regulation of DNA-templated transcription
Cellular component (GO): nucleus
Molecular function (GO): protein binding
Source: RefSeq, a predicted model, not a curated record
UUCUAAAAAAAUUGAGCUGCUUUCUCAGUGGUGAUGAACUGAGGAUUAUAUAGAGCGAAGACACAGAAGCUUCUCUGUAUCGUAAUUUAACCAAACCCCAUUUCUCAGUUUACUCUGUAUAUCUCUUGUUUCAUCAAUUCAUAAGGAAAAGGAAGAGCUUUUUCUUCUCUGUUCUCUUCUUGUUACUCUACUUCUAAUUGGUUCUUGAUAAUACUUUCAUGGUUUUUUAUUUUUCAUGUCUAUGCCCUUAGAGCAUGACUACAUAGGCUUAUCAUCAGAGGUUCCUCCAAUGGAAAACUCUGAUAACAAGUUUACUAGUGUUGGUCUCAACUUAAAAGCCACCGAGUUGAGACUUGGGUUACCUGGGUCUGAGUCACCGGACAGAGGGAAUGGGAACUCGCAACUUAGUAUUGGUGCACCUAACAACAGCAACAACAGCAACAGCUGCAACAAUAAUAAUAAGAGCUUCGUGUCAGGUGCCAAAAGGGGCUUUUCUGUUGCCAUUCACGGUGGCUCUGUCAACUGGGUUUUCUCAGGCAGUGCUGGAUCUGAGCCUGAUUUUUCUCCCAUAGCUGCUAAUGCUGGCAAAGUGAUUACUGGGUCGGAUUCGGUUACGGUUAACAUAGACGGGUUGCCCCAGUCACCGAAACCGGUCGCGCAGGAGAAGAAGAAUCAAGUUCCUGCAGUUAAUGGCCAUGGAGUUGCUCCUGCUUCGAAGGCACAAGUUGUGGGAUGGCCACCAAUUCGUUCCUUCCGAAAAAAUACAAUGGCUUCUCAUCCUCCAAAGAAUGACGAUGAUGCAGAAGCCAAGUUGGGGUCUGGAUGUCUUUAUAUUAAGGUCAGUAUGGAUGGUGCUCCUUAUUUGAGAAAGGUUGAUCUCAAGACCUAUGGCAGCUAUACAGAACUCUCUUCAGCAUUGGAAAAGAUGUUCAGCUGCUUUACAAUUGGUCAGUGUGGUUCUCAUGGAGUCCCCAGCCGAGAUGGACUGAGUGAAAGUCGAUUGAUGGAUCUCUUGCAUGGUUCUGAAUAUGUUCUCACAUAUGAAGACAAAGAUGGUGAUUGGAUGCUUGUUGGUGAUGUUCCUUGGAAGAUGUUCACCGACUCUUGUCGGAGGCUGAGGAUAAUGAACAGUUCCGAGGCAAUUGGCCUAGCCCCAAGAGCCAUGGAGAAGUGUAAAAGUCGUAACUAGUAAGUUAUUGUUGCUACCAAUGGAUCAAAUCCUCUCUCUGGGCAAAUAAUGAUAGAUCCUUCUGCUAUUUGAUUGUUGAAAGCUUCUGAUGGGGCUCAAAAUUGGGUCCGCUGUGUCUUAUUUUCGUUUGUUUCUAGAUAUUGCACUAGGAAUUGUUGUACUAAGAAAUUUUACUAAGAAACUCUCUAGUAGACAAGAUAAAAAAUGUUGCGAACACUGAGGUUUUAAAUGUUUGUGUAAUCUUAUUUGUGGAUGAUCAAGGCUACGAUGUUGUGUAAA